UGAGAUCAAGUGUAAAGUUUAGUACUCAGGGGAACUAAGAACGACAAAGUCUUCAAAGGCGGAAGUAAAUUACUACAUUUUAAAGACAGGCGUUUAAUUUGUUAUUUAGGGAUAUAGCUUACGAGUUGUAAACAGUUUAUUCAUCAAGGAAACUAACAAACGACGGAGUGCUCGAUUACGGAAGUAAAUUACUGCAUUCAGGUUUUAGAAAUGUGGAAAUUUUUAGAAACAAUUUCACCUAAUGCUAGAAAGGAGAAUUCUUCAAGUAAGAUUAACGUGGCUUCAUGUAAGAUGAAUGUGAAGAUUAAAAUUGGAAAUCUGUCUGCUGAGGAGGCAGAUGUUUUGGUGAACAGUGCCAAUCAAACUCUGCAAUUAAAGACUGGGCGGAUAUCGAACUCCAUGCUGACAGUCGCAGGGCAAAAACUGCAACAGGAAUGUACCAGACGAUAUCCAAAUGGAAUUGCUUUCGGAGAAGUUGCAGUGACCAAAGGAUAUGGUUUAAAAUGCAAGAAUGUAUACCACGUGGCUGUACCUGUUUGGGAUGCGUUUUAUGUCGAGUCUUUACAGAUUUUGACGCAAAUCUUUCACUCGUGCCUGCAGCACGCUAACAUGGACAAGAUGACUUCAAUUGCAUUUCCAACUUUGGGAUGUGGAUAUCUGAACUAUCCACCCGAGGCAGUGGCUGAAACUUUGUUCCAGUGUAUUUCAGUGUUUGAAUCGGACGAAAAGCUUAAACUAACGCUGCAAGAAGUGAUCAUUGUCGUUAUCCCCGGUCGUUCUGUCGACGACACUAAGCAUUUGAAACAGGUGUUCGAGGCUGCACGGUCAAAUAUACUGGAAUUAUCAUCGGGAACAUGCCAUGGAAAAUUGGCUAAAGAUUUUACGUCAACUUGCGUGAGGCAACUUGCGCUAAAUUCAUGUGACAAAACUCUCCACUGCGGUCACAAAUGCGGUGGAUAUCGAUAUGAAAAGGAUUGCCCACCAUGCUUGAAGGUGGGAUGUAAGGCCACCGGCAAGCAAAACGAAAAUGAUACUUGUGUGAUUUGCUACACCGAUGAACUGUCUCGCGCUCCAGUUAUUAUGAUCAAAUGUGGACACAUUUUCCAUUUGCAUUGUGUUGAAAGAGUUCUUCAAAACAGAUGGGUCGGAGCGAGAAUCAACUUCAAAUUCAUGAACUGUCCAUUGUGCAAUGUUAAGAUUGACCACCCAAAGCUGAAGGUUUUACUGGAGACGCUCUGUUCUUUAGAAGACAAGGUUAACAAAGCAGCAAUGGCAAGGCUUGAAAAGGAUGGCCUUACCAAAUCCAAAGAAAUUACCAGCCCUGGAGGACAGUAUUUCAACAACCCAGCCGGAUUUGCUACAGACAAAUUUAUUUUCUAUUCAUGUUAUGCCUGCAAAAAGCCUUACUAUGCCGGUGAGGAUUCGAACGGCUGUGCAUCAGCGAUGGAGGACACUUUGGAAGAGGCCAAUCUUAUUUGUUCUACUUGUCUUGCAAGGAAAGCACCCAAAAUAGGAAAGGACAUACAGAAAGAAGAAAAUGUGGAAUCACAGAAGAAAAUCAAAUCAACAACGAAGAAGUGUCCACAUUGUAAAGUCAACAUAGAGAAAAAUGCUGGGUGUAACCAGAUGACGUGCUUUGUGUGUGGAACCAACUUUUGCUGGUUGUGUGAAAAGAAAUGGAAAGCCAGUUGUGGGUCGCAUCAGUUUGAUGGGACUGAAUAUGCUCAAGAUCGUUACUUAUAUUUACUUGAUGAAGAGAGUUCCGACGACGAUUUUCCGCUUGUUGUUGACGAAAUAGAUAUGAGGGAGCGAGCUCAACGUCAACGUAGGCGUAUUGAACGACGUCUUUACCGUAUUUAACACAAAUACGUUGCUCGGAUUUAACUAGGUGAUAUACAAUGGAAAAGAAGUCAUUGCACAUUUUUAAAACAAACGCAAUGUACGCACUAUAUAUUAUGGACGUUUUGUUUUUACUUUCUAGAGAUAUAUGGGUAUUCCUUGUAUUUCAUUCUUGUCGAGUUAUUUUUGUAACUGAAUGAUUUGUUUCAAACAAAUUAUGUACGUUACAUGGUUUUACAAAAAUACGGUAUAUGUUAACUUACGAAAAAAGUACAAUGUGAUAGAAAUCAUUCAAUAUUAUAAAUUUUCAAAGCUUCAAAGUUUUAUUUGCAUAACCUUCAGAAGGUCAUGACCCAUGUGGACAAAUAUCAUAUUCAGUAUUUUCAGGUGAACGCAAAUACAACAAAGUAAUACCAUUCUAAUAACCAAUAUUAUACCUCACAUAAAUUUGUCCUUUCUUAUAUUUAUAAUCUCGAUCGGUCCGUAUAUCACUGUAUUUUGAUGAAAAUCCAGUUUUAUGACGUCAGCGGUCCAUAUUAUAUUUUGGCCGGUCCGGACCUAGCCAAAAAUGUAAUAUGAACCGCUGACGUUAUACGAUUGGUAAGUGCGGCUUGCUAUUUUCACAACAGCGGAAACUUGUCGCAAGUAAACAUAAUCAGGUUUGUUAAAUAAAACACAUUUAAAUCGCUUUAAAAAUAUUGUCUUGUAUAAAAAGUGUUCGGUAUAAUAUAAGAAAUAUAACACACCACUUCGGGCCAUAUGGCAUUAAAAGGACCGGUCAGUCAGCCCCCGAAGGUGAAUGGACCUCGGCUAACGCCUCGGUCCAUAUACACCUUUGGUGGCUGACUGGCCGUUCCUUAUAAUGUCAUAUGACCCUCAGUGGUGUGUAAUAUUUCUUAAAAAUUAACUGAAUAUACAUCAAUCGGAAAACAUCAAGCAAUAAAGCAUUCUAUACACACUAAUACUUUCAUAGUAUUCAUAUAGUUAUGUUUGAUUAACUCAAAUCAUUAACAGAAGCGAGACGCAAUUCAAGCCUCAAAGCUUCCUCCUCCAUUCUGUCGUGAUUAUUCUGAUUUAUGCAUAUUUAUCACAUGUCUAUUUUCCACGUAUUUUUGCUGUACUUAACAAACGUAAUUUUCUUCCGUAUCGUAUUUGUGAAUAUAUUUCACAUGUCUAUUUUCCACGUAGUAUUGCCAUAGAGAAUCUUUUAUUUGUGAUUUGUAUAGUUUGAUUUUUUAUUUAAAUCAAUCUUGUUUAAGCCACCUUCUUUUACAAAAAUAUACUAUUAAUCAGAAUAAAGAAACUGUUUCGUGAUUGGUUGAGACAGUUCCUGAUACUGACUGAAAGGCAGUAAUAAACGUCCUUUUCUUCCUUCUCGAUGUUUGUUUCAUAGUGUCUUAUUGCACUCAGCAAUAAGCUCCUUUCAUCAUAUUAGCAAACAUGAUAAAAAAUCAGACAUUACAUAUCAUUAUGUGCCAAAUUUCAAAUUAUUUAAACCACAUAUAAUUUUAGAUGUGAAUAUUUGGGGAGGCACUUACAACAUCACUUAAGUGACAAAAAAUAUUCAAAAUGAAAACUAAAAUCUAGUAUAUGUACAAAGUGUUUCAAUCUAAUACAUAUCAUGAACCAGGAAAACGACGAGCAACGGUCAUAUGAUACUGUUAUUAACAUUAUAAUUUUAGUAUGCCUGGGUAUAUGCACGCUUAACUACUUUACCAUCCCAAAUAAUAUUCAUUUUGUGUAGGAAGUAAAUAUUCUUAUCGUUUGUUCAUAGAAUAUUGUUAUACGCAAAUAUUUAUACGAUAUAUUGUUUGUUCCUUUAUAAGUAACCUUUGCAAUAACAUUUAAGUAAUUUUGUACCUCUAAUCAAUUGUAGAAUAACUUCACACAAAGCAAUACACCUGUGAUAUCAUUGUUGAUCAAAAUGAUUUAAUAAACAUGUUAUUUGAUUAA
Mya arenaria is the source of this 3792-nucleotide messenger RNA. RefSeq lists its product as uncharacterized. NCBI's taxonomy places the organism in Eukaryota, Metazoa, Mollusca, Bivalvia, Myida, Myidae. The record is from RefSeq and is a predicted model, not a curated record. Gene Ontology annotation, cellular component: nucleus. The transcript has 10 exons. Gene Ontology annotation, molecular function: zinc ion binding. The coding region runs from base 211 to 1860 and encodes 549 amino acids.